This is a messenger RNA of Nycticebus coucang (slow loris), 3068 nucleotides long. RefSeq lists its product as uncharacterized. Gene Ontology annotation, molecular function: nucleic acid binding; zinc ion binding. Gene Ontology annotation, cellular component: nucleus. NCBI's taxonomy places the organism in Eukaryota, Metazoa, Chordata, Mammalia, Primates, Lorisidae. The record is from RefSeq and is a predicted model, not a curated record. The transcript has 3 exons. Bases 320 to 2347 code for a protein of 675 amino acids.
CGCUCUGUGACGUCUGCAACAUCCAGCUGAACUCGGCAGCCCAGGCCCAGGUGCACUGUGGGGGACGGGCCCACCAGAGGCGGCUCCGGCAGCUCAGCUUGGGGAAGAUCCCCUCGGGGUCAGUCUCCCACAGGUGGAGCAGGAAUAAACAAACUUUCCAGACUAAAUUAGGUAGAUGAUCCCUGUUAGCUUGACAGGCUGCCCCACUCCUGCCUCUCCACCAACUCCCCCAACAAGGGAGCUGUCUAUAUGUGAGGGGGUGAUAGGAGGGUAAGAGCAUUUGGGUAGGGGUUAGGGGUCCCCUUCCCCAAGAACAGGAAUGGUACCCCCUGGGAAGAAACCAGCUGGAGAGGCCUCCAACUCCAACAAGAAGUGCAAGCGGUACUUCAAUGAGCACUGGAAAGAGGAGUUUACCUGGCUGGACUUUGACUAUGAGCGGAAGCUGAUGUUCUGCCUUGAGUGCCGCCAGGCCCUGGUGCGGAAUAAGCAUGGCAAGGCCGAGAACGCCUUCACAGUGGGCACUGACAACUUCCAGCGCCACGCCCUGCUGCGCCACGUUACCUCAGGAGCCCACCGCCAGGCCCUGGCUGUCAACCAGGGCCAGCCCCCUUAUGAGGGCCAGGCUGAAGGAGGAGAGGCCUGCCCAGGUCUGGCUAUCACCCCCAUCUCCAGAAAUAUCAAGGUGGAGGUGGACCCGGCCAAAGUGGCUAUACUGACCACUGUGUACUGCAUGGCCAAGGAGGAUGUGCCAGAUGACCGCUGCUCUGCCCUGCUCGAGCUGCAGAGGUUCAACCUGUGCCAGGCGCUGCUGGGCACAGAGCAUGGUGAUUACUACAACCCCAGGAGGGUGAGGGACAUGCAGGUGGCCAUUUCCAGUGUCCUGCACAUGGAGGCCUGCCAGCGCCUGAAGGCAUCCCCAUUUGUGGGGCUGGUGUUGGAUGAGACCAGGGACUGGCCAGAGUCCCACAGUCUGGCCCUGUUUGCCACUUCAGUGUCGCCCUGUGAUGGCCAGCCUGCCACCACUUUCCUGGGCAGUGUGGAGCUGCAGGAGGGCGAGGCCACUGCUGGCCAACUCCUGGACAUCCUGCAGGCUUUUGGCGUAUCAGCACCCAAGCUGGCCUGGCUCAGCUCAAGCCUCCCCAGUGGCCGCCUGGGAAGUGUAGGCCCCCAGCUCCAGGCCACUUGCCCACUGCUCACAGAGCUGCACUGCCUCCCUGGUCGGACAGACCCUGAGCCUCCUGCCUACCUGAGUGAAUAUGAAAGCAUACUGGAUGCCUUGUUCUGCCUCCAUGGUGGUCCCAGUUCCCAUAUGGUACCUGAGCUCCGGGCAGCAUUGGACCUUGCAGCUAUUGACUUGGCAGGGCCUCGACUAGUGCCCUGGGCCUCCCUGCUGCCUGUCGUGGAAACCGUGGCUGAGGCCUGGCCUUCCCUGGUGCCUGCCCUGGAAGCAGCAGCCUCAGUCUCGCCUACGGCUGCGGCACUGGCCUUGGCCCUGCGCCAGUUCACCUUCAUGGCCUUCACACACAUGCUGCUGGACGCUCUGCCCUCUGUGCAGAAGCUCGCCCUUGUCCUGCGGGCAGAAGAGCCGGACUUGGCCUUGCUGCAGCCCCUAGUGAUGGCGGCUGCAGCCUCCCUCCAAACUCAGCGCGGCUCAGGUGGGGGCCGCCUGCAGGGCUUCCUACAGGAACUGGCAUCUUCAGACCCCCACGCUGGUGGCGGGCGCUACACCUACCGCGGCGUGGAGCUGCUCGGUUACUCUGAAGCUGCGGUCCGGAGCUUGGAGCGGCUCCGGGGGUCUUUCCUGGACUCCAUGCGGAGGGGACUGCGGGACUCCUAUCCUGGGCCGUCGCUGGAUGCCGUGGCCGCGUUCGCUGCGAUCUUCGACUCCCGCCGCUACCCGCAGGCGCCAGAGGAGCUGGGCGCUCACGGAGAGGGGGCGCUGCUGGUGCUGCUGCGCGACUUUGCGCCCGCAGUGGUGCGCCAGCGGGCUCUGGGCGACUUCGCGCUCUUCAAGCGCGUGGUGUUCCGCCUCGGGAGGCUCGGCCCGCGGGCCCUGUGCGCCCAGCUGGCGUGCGCGCACUCAGAGCUGCACGAGCUCUUCCCCGACUUCGCCGCCCUCGCCGCCUUGGCUUUGGCCCUACCCGCGGGCGCUGGCCUCCUGGACAAGGUCGGCCGCUGUCGGGAGCUGCGGUGGUGGGGACAGAGCGGGGCCGGGGAAGGCCGGGGCAACCACGUGGUGAAGAUCGCAGUGGAUGGGCCCCAGCUGCACGAGUUUGACUUUGCGCUGGCCGUGGAGUUCUUAGAGAGUGGGUGGGAGAAGGGGCUUCUGGGGCCGCAGAUCACCUAAGGGUGGCCUCCUUAUGUUCUCCCAGCCAGCCUGGGGUCCUGGACACUCUGAGGGCCAAGCCGGGCCUGACCUUGCUGCACGCAAGUUGACCUAACUGUGGCCUCCCAGGGCCCUGAGACCAGCCUUCUGCCUUUCCCAGCCCAGCCCUGUGGGAUGUAGAGGAUUAGAUUGGCCCACAGGGGCCUGGGCCGGUGGGCAAAGGUGCUCAGGUCUGGGGAGCCCUAAGUCCCUCCUGCCAUUGGCAGAGUUAAUGAGGAGUAGCUCACCCUUUUCUCUUCUGGACUCAGCUCAAGCAUUGACCCUAGAAAAGAUGGGGUUCUUUGUUGGAGCUAGGAAGCCCCGGCCUUGGGAACUAAGGAAAAAGAAAAUUGAUCCUUGGGCGGCACCUGUGGCUCAAGGAGUAGGGCGCCAGAGGUGGCAGAUUCAAACCUAGCCCCGGCCAAAACCAAAAAAAAAAAAAAAAAGAAAGAAAAUUGAUCCUUGACUGUUUCUUAGACCUACUGCUGACAGUAUUUCUUCUCUUCAGAUGUGACUAGGGAGUGCCAUACUUGUUUUUGCCACACAGCACAGCACUCUCUCUGCACACAGCUAAUGGUUCAAGGGCACAAUGGUUCAAGAGCAGUAGUGGUGCCUUCCUUCCCCUCUUCACCAAUAGGCUGUCAGUGGGCUUUCUGUAUGUGACAGUGUACAUAGACAUAUAUAUCUAUAAAUGUAAAAUAAA